Mesocricetus auratus (golden hamster) is the source of this 2548-nucleotide messenger RNA. RefSeq names its product meiosis initiator (gene Meiosin). NCBI's taxonomy places the organism in Eukaryota, Metazoa, Chordata, Mammalia, Rodentia, Cricetidae. The record is from RefSeq and is a predicted model, not a curated record. Gene Ontology annotation, molecular function: protein dimerization activity.
GCACUCAGAAUGCCUUUUCCCGCCCUCUGCCCCACCAGGCAUUGCAACAUGGUGCUGGAGAACGUGAAGGAGAUGUGGACCGAGGUCCCCAAGAGCGGCAAGGGCAAGACGACGACGCCCAAGCCUGUCAACAAGGACCGCUACAUUUCCAAGAUGUUGGGUUCCGGCAGCUACAUGUGUUUCCCUGAGGAGCUGAGAGCUAGUCCUUUGAGUCCUACUGACAGGAAGGAUAAGAAGAACCACACAAACAAGCUUCGGGAGCUGGCCUUGCUGAUCCCUGUGACCAUGAAGAGCAGAAACAAGAAGCACACCAAGAAGGAGAUCCUGCUGCGAGUCCUGCACUACAUCCAGUACCUCCAGAGAAGCAUCGACUCGGCCAAGGCUCUGCUCAGACUGCACGGCAGCAACAGCAAAGGACUGGGUCAGAACCCAUCUGCUGGCCCAACCCGGCGGAGACACUCCACCCCCCCCAGCUCUCAGAAGUCAUGCCUUUGGGGCACCUGCUCGAGACCCCGAAAGAAGAAGUUCACCCGAGUGUCAGAGCGCCCCACCUGGCCUCAGAAGCCUCGCCGCUCUCUGGCGCUGGACCAGCCUGAAAAUGUGGCCACUGAGCAUCCAGGUCAGAAGGAAGAAAAUGGGGAAAGUGCCACCUACCCAAGAGACCUCAGCCCUGGCACCCACCCCACAACUGCACUGUCCCUGUCGGAAGGUGAUGGAGGAGGGGCCCAGCUGGUGUUCCUGGACGUGGCUCAGAACGUGGUGGCCUACGACAUCCCAAGUGAUCAUGGUGCAGGGGCCCCGGAUGGUGAGCCCGACACUGACGUGAAGGCUCAGAGCAGGGUUCAGAGGUCCUAUCUCCUGACCAGGGCACAGCCCUGUCUAAGGCAGAAGCUAUUCUUGUGCACUUCCAGUGAGAGAGACAAAGAAGCUUCAGACAUUGACCCCUGGCUUCCUGCGUGGACCUCAGAGGACAGCCCCAAUGGAAGCCCACUGGCCUCAGGAUCUUCCCAGAUGAGUAACUGGCAUGUGACCAACUACCUGAGUGAGAUCUUAGGGUUCAGCUCUUCCCUCUUCAGCACCCCAAGCAAAAUCCUGCCAGAUCAUGUCCUGGAGGACGGCAGCUACUUUUUGACUGAAGGUCUCCUGGAGUGUUCGCCUGCUGCCUGUGAACUGGAGGGCCCCCAAGAGAAGGACACUCCCCCCGAGGGCCCUGCAGCCCCACAGAACUUGCAGUCCUCAGUGUCACUGGACCACUGCUACCUGCCGCAGAGACAGAACACCCAGGUGCUGUCCAGCAGCAGCUCCAGCUCUGAGUCCACAGACACGGAGUCCCUGUGGGGACAGGAGGUGAGAGGAGGCACCCACCCAGGGAGGACAGGGGUCUUCUUCCUCGCUCAGUCUCCUGUCCGGCAGCAGGCCAACCCUGUGGGCUUACAGAUCCCCAGUGACGAGGACAGAGACUACACAUGGACUCCUACCUGCCAGUCUUCUGGCCUGCUGGCAGCUGGCAAAAAGACCAAGAAGGUGCAGGCAAGCCAGGGCCCUGUGAAGCCCAAGGACAACAGGAAAGCCUGCUCUGGCCAGCUGAAGAAAAAGUGUGUUAAUGGCUUCAUCAUGUUCUGCAGGAUGAACCGGAAGCAGUACAUCCGAGCCUGUCCCGGGACUGCAUCCACAGCUGCCACCAAGGAGCUGGCUCAGCUAUGGCGAGGAAUGACUCUGGAGGAAAGGAGACCAUACUGCACUAAGGCACGCAGGUUCAGUCGCCAGCACAACCGCAUUGUGAAGCGGGAGAGCUCCAGCAGUGAGGAGGACGACGUGGAGACCCCCAAACCCUUCUACCAGCUGCUGGCUGAGAAGGCCCAAGUAUGUUUGGGCCUGGCUUCACUGCCCGGCCCUCACUGCCAGUGAGAGGGGCAGCCCCAGGCCCCCCUGGGCCUCAGCAGCCACCCCGAAAGGUCCCCCGCCCCGCCCUCAGCCCCAGAGAGGAAGUAUAUCUACUGAGCUUGCCGCGAGGAGCCCUUCCCACCUGUUCUUACAGGGUGGGUGUCCCAGAUGGGAUGCAGAGCUCCCAGAAUCCUGUUUCAACCCAGUUUGCUCUCUCUGCAUCCUUCCCUGCUGUCUUAAAAUGAAGUGGACCCUUUUUACGCGAGGGGGACAGGAGUGCUGUGUCCGGGAUCCCUUGGCCCUGGGUGGGCUUUCCACACAUCAAACCUGGGAGCCCUUUGCUUCCGAGAGCCCACAGGCAUGAAUUCAACCCCUUACCUCUGAAAUCCAGUCUUGGCAUGCGGUGACCCAUGUUCAUCAUUCUACCAUUCAGGAGGCCGAGGCAGGAAGUGGGAUUUGUAGGCCAGCCUGGGCUAUAGAACCCAACCCCACCUCAAAAAGAACCCAAACAAAACGCAAGCCACAGCCUCAGGCUGGGCGUUGUCUAGUUCUCUCUCGGGCUGUGACCCUUACCCCAAUGGCUCUGCUGUCUGUUAACUUGACUUUAAUUGAAAUGGAGGCAUAACAUGUCCUAGAAAAAUAAAGAUUUACGAUACAAACUAGA